GAAGUGUAGACGCUUCCGCUGGGCGCCGUGGAGCGGAGGGACGCGCGGAGAUGACGCAGGCAGCGCCGGAAGCCGCUCCCCUGUGAGGUUGCGGACCUCGAGCAGCGGCCUCAGGUCUAGGCGCCAUGGCUGCGGAGCGGACCCGGCCGCUGCGAGGCUCUGGAGGCCCGAGCGCGCCCAGUCGGUGUGAGCCCGGCGCGAGGUCCCGGGCCCAGGGGCGCUCGCUCAGGUAAAUUUUUCCAUAACCUUAUGGAGAGAAAGGACUUUGAGACAUGGCUUGAUAACAUUUCUGUUACAUUUCUUUCUCUGACGGACUUGCAGAAAAAUGAAACUCUGGAUCACCUGAUUAGUCUGAGUGGGGCAGUCCAGCUCAGGCAUCUCUCCAAUAACCUGGAGACUCUCCUCAAGCGGGACUUCCUCAAACUCCUUCCCCUGGAGCUCAGUUUUUAUUUGUUAAAAUGGCUUGAUCCUCAGACUUUACUCACAUGCUGCCUCGUCUCUAAACAGUGGAAUAAGGUGAUAAGUGCCUGUACAGAGGUGUGGCAGACUGCAUGUAACAAUUUGGGCUGGCAGAUAGAUGAUUCUGUUCAAGACGCUUUGCACUGGAAGAAGGUUUAUUUGAAGGCUAUUUUGAGAAUGAAGCAACUGGAGGACCAUGAAGCAUUUGAGACCUCUUCAUUAAUUGGACACAGUGCCAGAGUGUAUGCACUUUACUAUAAAGAUGGACUUCUGUGUACAGGGUCAGAUGACUUGUCUGCAAAACUGUGGGAUGUGAGCACAGGGCAGUGCGUUUAUGGCAUCCAGACCCACACUUGUGCAGCGGUAAAGUUUGAUGAGCAGAAGCUUGUGACGGGCUCCUUUGACAACACUGUGGCCUGCUGGGAAUGGAGUUCCGGAGCCCGGACCCAGCACUUCCGGGGGCACACAGGGGCGGUGUUUAGCGUGGACUACAAUGAUGAACUGGAUAUUUUGGUGAGUGGCUCUGCGGACUUCACUGUGAAAGUGUGGGCUUUAUCUGCUGGGACAUGCCUGAACACACUCACUGGGCAUACGGAAUGGGUCACCAAGGUGGUUUUGCAGAAGUGCAAAGUCAAGUCUCUCUUGCACAGCCCUGGAGACUACAUUCUCUUGAGUGCAGACAAAUAUGAGAUCAAGAUUUGGCCAAUUGGGAGAGAGAUCAACUGCAAGUGCUUAAAGACAUUGUCUGUCUCUGAGGAUAGAAGUAUCUGCCUGCAACCAAGACUUCAUUUUGAUGGCAAAUACAUCGUCUGUAGUUCGGCACUAGGUCUCUACCAGUGGGACUUUGCCAGUUAUGAUAUUCUCAGGGUCAUCAAGACUCCUGAGAUAGCAAACUUGGCCUUGCUUGGCUUUGGAGAGAUCUUUGCCCUACUGUUUGACAACCGCUACCUGUACAUCAUGGACUUGCGGACAGAGAGCCUGAUUAGCCGCUGGCCUCUGCCGGAGUACAGGAAAUCAAAGAGAGGCUCAAGCUUCCUGGCAGGCGAAGCAUCCUGGCUGAAUGGACUGGAUGGGCACAAUGAUACAGGCUUGGUCUUUGCCACUAGCAUGCCUGACCACAGUAUUCACCUGGUGUUGUGGAAGGAGCACGACUGAUGCAACGAGCCAUCACUGCUGACUGACUGUGGGUGCCUGGGCUAUGGGUUUUGAGUGCAACCUCCAUGGCAGCCGACUGCAUGAACCAAAGUUCUCACCUAAUGGUAUCAUCACGCAGUGCACAAUCAUUUAUCUAUAUUUGCCGGGGGGCCAGGGCUCAGGGCGGGGGAGGGCUGAUUUUAUUGACAUACAGCGCAGCAUGCUAAUUGGGUACACUAUUGACUUCAUUUGUACUUAGUUUUGUUGGUCAACAUAAGAGGAUGCAUUUUGGAUUCAUCUUUCUUGACUGGAAUCUUGGUUUUAAGUAAAGAAAGCUAAAGGAUUCAUUAAUCUGCUAAUUGGUUGCCUAUAAAAUCACAUUCAGUUUGUUAUUAAAGCUUUUUACCAUAGCCUUUUUGUUGUUUUGAAGUUGAAGCAAAGGUGCUAUGAUGUUGUUACAGCAACUUCGCUCACAUAGGACUUAAGUUUUCAUAAGAGCCAGUGUUAAAAAUACCACCCGAGUUCUGUGACAUUCAUAAACUCUCUACCAAAUAUAUUCAAAAGAAAGUCUGUCUUCCAGUACAGACUUUAAAUUGGUUGUUCAUAACUCAUUCUAAGUUUGGUUUGAGCAGAGUCAGUGUUGAACAUGUCUAAGAUGUGAGGGAGUUCUUAGUUUUUUUCCAUGUGGAGGAAGUUGUUCCUCAGUGCCCCAUAGCCUGGGUGACUGCACAGAAGUGACAUUCUGUAGUAGAAAGAGCACUGAAAUGAAAGAUUGGAGACUGGCUCUGUUACUUAGUAACCUUGUGACCUCAGGCAUAACACUGCUCUGGGCCCCAGUUUCCCUGUCUGAAAAGCCUAUGUUCGAGCUAAGUGAUUUCUAAGAUUCCUUCUAGUCCUAGGUCUGCUGAGGUAUGCAGUUUUGUUUGAUCCUUGAUUGAUUGUUUCUUUGGGGUUGGAGAUAAUUAAAUGAAAUCACUGAUACAAAGUUAUCUAUAAAGAAAGCAGAUAUAUGAAAAGGCUGGAUAAAAGGGGCAUAGAGAAAAUGUAACAGAUUCCAUUUAGAAAAUGUAAAUAAUUGGUGAGAGAAAUGCCAAUUGAGUGAUGGAUGAUUCUGUAAAGAGGCAGUUUGCUGUAUUAGAAAGAUACCUGAACCUGAUUUACGUUCUUCCUUUACCUUUAGUUUGAUGUGUGACCUCAGGCAGGUUAACUUUCUGUCCCUAUACCCCUGUUUUCUUCAUCUUUAAAAUGAAGGAAUUGUCCUAGCUAAAGGUUCACAGACUCUAAUACCUAAGGAAGCCAUGCAGGAAACACAGAUGAGUGAAGCAUGCUGGGUAGUAUUAAUCUGAACCAAGGAAAGUUUAUCAGACCGGGCCAUUUACUCAUUUUGUCAUAGGCAGAAAUAAGCCCAAUGUUGGCAGGUCUUCUCAUUUUUUCAGGAGGAACUGGCAGUCCAGAUUUUUUAUAUGAAAUCCCUGGAUUUUUGAAAUGUUGACAACUAAUAGAAGAUAAUUUAAAAUAUGGUGAGCUAAACAAAACAUAUCUACAGGCUUCCAGUUUGUAUCCUCUCCUUUUGUUUCUGUAAAAUUAGGUAAUUCUGUGAUUCUGGAAAUUUUAUUUUAUUUUAUUUUUUAGUGGAAAUGUUUUAACCCAGCUGUCAUAACCGUUAGGGAGACAGUAAGAGAGAGCAAAUAGUAAAAAAAAUCUCACCUACUCUUUAGCCAUUUCCCAUUGUUUUAAAGGGGAAAGGGGAGGCAGAGUUCAUUCACAGACAAGUAGGAAAGUAGUUUGAAGAUGACCGUAAGAACUCAAACCUCAGUGAAAGCCUCUGCCUGGAAAUAUGAGUUGUUGUUCUUGCUGACUCUGAUUAAAGCAUAUCCAUUUUAUAGAUGGGAAGGUUGUUGCUGGUAGAGUGGAGAAUGAUGCAAACUAUGUAGAGGGCCCCAGCUCUCACAGAAUCCACAUUAGCACAGAGCCUGACAGUGGACCUCUAAAUGCUGUGGAAUUAGUGUUUCAAGGCCACAUUUAGUUAAUAUCCAUGUUGAGACUCCAGGGGAAUUACAUACAGAAGAAAAAGCAAUACCUUCCUCCACCCCCAAAAUCUGGGUUUAAUCCAUUUCACAUUGAGUUCUGUGCAUGAGCUUUGCUUAGUCCUUCAAGAAAUGGAACUAGAAUUCCAGCUAGAAUCUGUUUUGCAGGAGUCUUAGGAGACUUGGGGCAAUGAUAUAAGGAUAAAUAAAUUACUUGUUCCCUUUCAACCAGCUUGACUAAGUGAGAUUACAGUGAUCUAACAACCAUUCCUACCCUUGUCUCACUUUUAUAUAUAUCCAAGAGCUCCAAAGGGCAAGUAAUUAUAAUUGUAGCCAUUUGUGGGGAAAAUUUUUUUUUCAUGACAAAACUGUAUCCCCAUUCCAUGUUGUCACUCUGAAGUGGUGAAUACCCGAGUUAGCAUCAGGGUGGUGCUUGGUGUGGCUGGACUUUGAUAGCAGUACUUGAGGCAGUGGCUGGAGUCAUAACUUUGAUUCCUCGUUUUCACAGGCCUUCAUUUUGUCUGAGUGUUUUAUUUAGUUGCUUUAUAGAUGUUGGGUUUAUUCAUAAUACUGCCAGCUUUCAAAAAAAUAGAAAACUAAAGCAAAGUGGGGAGUCAUGGAGUAGGUGGGGAAUAACUAAAGAUGUAGCUCUUCAGUCUUUCUUCACGUUAGGGGGCUGUCUCCCCUUCACAUUGACUUCUGCUUUACCAGUUCAGAGUCAAGGGAAUUGCUUUUGCAUUUUCUAUUAUUAAUAUUUCUCAUCUCUGAAAAUUAUAAGUUAUGAGCAGAGGGACCCAUCCUUUUUUAAGAGUCUUGGAUUUCCUAGAUGACAUUGAGGGACUUCUUACCUCUCAGGUCCAUAAACGGAACCAUAAAAACUUCAGGCUCCAAGAUGAAAACAGGUCCAGGAGAGCUCGAUGGGUGUGAGGCUUUUAGCAGACUCUGUUCCCAUUCCCAAGGAAGGUAGCUUACUCCAGCCCCAUUAUAUGAAAUAAUAAAUGUCGUCAAAACAGGCCUGACCUUUUAGACCUAUCAGAAAAAUAGAAGAAAGGCUUCCUUGGGGGCUAGAAUUUGAAGUUUCCACAGGAAGAUAAACAUGCCUGGAUAACUUUUCCCAAGUGGAAGGAAGGUGGGUGUAUUGCUAUCAAUUUAAGGUUUGUACUUCGUUUUUCAUAGUUCAAAAAUUAUUCUACUUUGGCUGCUGAAAACGCUUAGCAAAGUUUGAAGUUUAUAUAAUCAUUAUAAUAUUUACUUACAUGAGAAUGAUUGUUGGCUCUGCAUUUCUAAAACAUUUUAGGAAGAAAAGAAAUAUCUCUGGAAACAGUAUUAUUUUAAAAAAGAAGAAAUUGUUUCUAUUAGGUGCAUUUUGGCCCAACAGAAGCAGCUAAGGAUGGUGGAGCCUGGCUUUACACAUUUCUUUGGCCAAACACAGAUAGCUCCUUGAAGCUGUGGUUUUUGCCCCUUGGCUUCUAGGAGACCUAAAGGUGUAAUUCUCCCACCACCACUCUUCCAGCUUUCACGGCCUAGGAGAAUGAAUCACUUGACUUUCUCUCUAGGGAAAUGAGCAGAAUCUGGUCACUACUCUAGCAUGCAGCCUGGGGCAAGGCACACAGUCACUUUGCCUGUAGGAAUACAGAGUUGUCAGUUUGGUGGAGAAGCCCUUUUGGUCUGUCCCCUUGAUAAAGCUUCCCUGUCUCAUUGUACUAGUACUUGCCAAGAUGUUUUACGAGCCUAGAUGUUCUUGAGCAUUGUUCAGUCUGCAGAUAGAGAACCUGAUGAAAAGAACUGAUUAACAAUCUUGACAGAAAUGCCCAUUAGCCAUCUUCGGCAAUGUUUCUGAUCAGAGGUUCUCUGUAUCUACUGUAGGAAAGUAAACUUUUUCAGAAUAAAUCCUCAAAUGGAUUACUGGAUAGUCUUUGCACCCCUGCCAUCAGCCUAAUCAGGGUGAAUGAACAUGUCAGGUGCAUAAAGGUGUUUGUCAAGUUGUUUCCAUACGUUUCUGGUCUUCCUCAGCCCUUCCAAGAAUAAUUCAUUUGCUUAAAGUGACUGUUACAUCUUGAUCAGUGUAAACCCAUUUAACUAUUGCAGUUUAAAGAAUCCACCUACUUCUGUUCUUCAUGAAUGUGCCCAAGUAUCAUGUGACUUUGAAUAUUUAAACUUGGCAAAUUACUAAUUCAGGUGAAAUAAGCUCACAAUUUCUUGGUGUCCUUAUACUCAUAUUGUGAACAGGCAUGUUUCCCUAAUUUAGACUUAGAACCCUUGAUGAGAUGUGCUCAGGUUGAAAAAAGCUGGUCUCUCACCAAUCCAACAUCUGUAGCAACAUGGUGAAAAUUCAUCAACUCGUGUUUCACUAAUAUGAUGUAUGUUGUGAUCUAGGGGGAAUGAGAAGUUUAUAUUUGAACUCUGUGGGGAGGGGGGAAGGGGAUUGCUUAAGCAAAUAGUAGAGUGAUUGUGGAACAAGAUGUCUCUUUAAGAUGAGAAGGUCUUUUCAUGCAUCAUAGAAAGAAGCAUUCUUUUACCCAUGAGUGUGCAAACUAUAAAUCAUUUAUAUCUAUACAUUAAAGCAGGUUCCCUUGAUUAGGCAACAUUUGGUUAGCCAAGCCUGUUAUUGUUUGUACUUGAAAGUAAUAAAGCUGCAUUUCCCUAAAAAUA
This is a messenger RNA of Choloepus didactylus (southern two-toed sloth), 6272 nucleotides long. It is a transcript of the gene FBXW2, whose product is annotated as F-box and WD repeat domain containing 2. The transcript is spliced from 8 exons. The record is from RefSeq and is a predicted model, not a curated record. The coding region runs from base 250 to 1614 and encodes 454 amino acids. NCBI's taxonomy places the organism in Eukaryota, Metazoa, Chordata, Mammalia, Pilosa, Megalonychidae. Gene Ontology annotation, molecular function: protein binding.